GCAGGUUCUGGGCUCACACAGGAGAAAUCCUCUCCGCUUUGGACUCAUUCCGUAUUUUAUAAAGUCCAGCAGCAGGAUAAAAUUUCUCUCUUUCUACAUGAAGACUGUCAGCCGGUCUCCGGUUUGCUUGAGUUGGACAAAGUCCUCUUUACGGAGUCAUUUAACUCUCCUGUCCUUCCCCUCCACCUCCUCUCUGAAUGGUUUAAAGUUACACUGCCUGCCAGACUUUACCUGUUCAGGUGAACUGCACUGCCGAAAGUGAAUGUUGCUAAUGAAGCCAUCUCUCCUUUGCUAAUGACCUCCUUACCAGCUCUAACAUGGCAUCCCAAGUGUUCUCCAAAUGAGUAUCCAGGAGCAGAGUACAUACCCUGAAGUUGCCACGGCAAUGGCUGAAGCAUCAGCUCCACCUCUUUCCCCUUCAGACUAUGGAUCAUUGUCUCCGACUCCUGAACUGUGCGCAUCAUGUGGCCACAGUCAUCAGUUGGAAGAGAACCAUGAGUACCUUUACGAGGAUGAAGUGGACGAUGACCUCAUCUGUCACAUCUGUCUGCAGCCACUCAUCAAGCCUCUGGACACGCCCUGCGGACAUACUUAUUGCCAAGAGUGUCUCACCAGCUUCCUGCUGGAGAGUGACUUCUGUCCUGUGUGCCGUGAACCCCUCAUGCUGCAGACCUGCAGGAAGCCCAGCCUUCUGGUCCACAAGCUGCUGGAGAAGCUGUCCGUGGCUUGUCCCUUCACUGACCAUUGCACUGAAACAAUGCCCCGUGGUCAACUGGAAGACCACAUCAAGUUCAGGUGUAAAGGAGCCUCUCACUAUGGGCUCUCAGCAGACAGAAAGCGACGCUCGCAGGAGGGCGAAUGCACUGACAGCACCUCAGAACUCACCAUUGCCACCCUGCCCAAUGAUGGCCCCACUUCUGCUGCUGUGGCCCUCCUGUCAGAUGAACCUGGUCUGGUCAACCCUGCCUUUGACCCCAGCAUGGAGGAUAAUAGUCAGUCAGGCAGCACGACUAGCCUGGCUGCUCGGAGUAGCACAAAGAAGAGUGAGUUCAGAAAUUUUGAUCGCUCUUCAGUGAGGAGUCGCUCCUUCAGAAGGUUGAACAGGGCCUUCAGCGUCUUGAGGAGGACUAAGAGUGGCAACGCUGUUAGCAAUGAGACAUCUGAGGAAAGAGACAAUGCCAGAAAUUCCAGUGUGCCACAGGAAGUGGUGGCUCUUCCUCAGCUCCAUCACCUGAUCCCUGAUGGUGAAGUUACCAGUAUUAAGAUCACGCGGGUGGAUCCCUCAGAGCCACUGGCCAUUAGCAUCGUCGGUGGCAAUGAAACCCCUUUAGUUCGCAUUCUAAUCCAGGAUAUCUACAGAGAAGGUGUCAUUGCUCGGGAUGGACGCUUGCUUCCCGGGGACAUGAUCCUCAAGGUAAACGGCAUUGACAUUAGCAACGUGCCCCACUGCUUUGCUGUGACCACCCUCAAACAGCCGUGCCAACUCCUCCGGCUAACCGUGCUCAGAGAACAGCGGCAUCGCUACCGUUCGCAUUCGCAUGGCCACCCACAUGGCCACAUCACUGGGGGCCACCCAUCACACGGCCUACCCCAUCAUCCCUUGAGAGAUGAUAGCAUCCAUGUGGUCCUGAACAAAAGUGCUCCAGAGGAACAGCUGGGCAUUAAGCUCGUGAGGCGGCCAGAGGAGCAUGGAGUGUAUAUCUUUCACCUGCUGGAGGGUGGACUAGCUGCACGUGAUGGGCAACUGUGCAUUGGUGACCGCGUGCUUGCCAUCAACGGGCACGAUCUACGUUAUGGCGCACCAGAGCACGCUGCUCUACUCAUUCAGGCAAGUGAAGAGCGCGUCCAUUUCAUAGUGUCUCGUCAGAUCUGCCUGCCCACUCCAGACCUCAUACAAGAAGAUCCGUGGGGCAUGGAUGGUCCCCCACCAUAUUCCCCUGUGGAUCUAGAGCAAACACUGCUGGACUCUUGUCAAAAGCCUGCAUGUUAUGAGAAGACAGUAAGUCUAAAUAAGGAGCCGCAUGACUCUCUGGGUAUGACAGUGGCGGGCGGCAUGUCCAGCCGAGGGUGGGACCUCCCCAUCUACGUUACAAAUGUGGACCCUGAUGGAGUGGUGGGACAAGAGGGCUCCAUACGCAAAGGUGACAUUUUGUUAAAUGUGAAUGGCAUGGAUUUGACAGGGGUAACACGAGGUGAGGCCGUGGCCAAUUUGAAGAACACCUCCUCUCCUGUUGUGCUCAAGGUUUUGGAGAUGCGUCCUCCAGAGGACUUUGUGCAAGAUUGCACAUUGCCACCUUGUCUUACGCCAUCACCUACAGACAGCAUCAAGAGCCCGGUGCCUAAUGACGAUUACUCCCCACUGUGGGUGUCAUGGCUGCAGCUACCCAGGCAUCUCUACUGCUGCAAAGACAUCGUCCUGCGGCGGAGCACUUCGGGCAGCCUGGGCUUCAGUAUUGUUGGAGGUCAGGAAGAGGUCAACUGCAAUCAAUCCUUUUUCAUCCGCUCGAUUGUGGAGGGGACACCAGCUUACAAUGAUGGCAGGAUAAGGUGUGGGGACAUCCUGCUUGAGGUGAAUGGAAAGAGUACUUGGGGGAUGACACACACAGCACUGGUUCGCCUUCUGAAGGAGCUCCGUGGCAGAAUCACCCUGACCAUAGUGUCCUGGCCUGGUAGCCUGCUGUAGCAGUGCUUUAAGCCAUCCAGCACUGUUUCGGUGGCAGUGACCAAGGAAUGUCAAAGGCAGAGCUUUAGUCUGGCUGACUACCUAAUUUUGCUGUGAGGGAGAAGCUUAGAAUAGUCGUGUAGCUGUUUGGAUACCUCACGUCUGAUGGACAGCCGUGACUUCGGCAGGAGUUUGGAAGGACAUAAGACUGGAUUGUUACCAGAGGUUAACGUGCCCCUCAGAAAAUGCUGAACUGGGAGGAUCCAGGCUUGAGACACUUUUAACUAAGAUGUUGGGUGUUAUCAGUUUAGAGGACAUGAUCAUUCUCUGGCAUCGAGUGGGAGUACCGACAGGAGACACAACAUGUUGCCAAUUCCAGUAGUUAUAUGUUAGGAUAUGCGUUAAGUUGGACUCACAUUUCUCUACUGUAACUGUUGGGUGUCUAAAAAAGAUCCAAGCACUUGUAAUAUGUUUAUUUUGUUUGUUUGUUGUAUGGCCUUUUAAUGUAGGCUUUAUUCUGUUUGUACUGACAGUGGUUGUCAUCUUCAUCUGUUGAUCUGAAGACACGUUGCCAAGUAGUAGUCUGUGAGGUUUUUUAUGUUAUGUCAGAAGCUAUGGCUAAACUAUCAAACCGCUGGCAAAGAAAAUAUAUGAAAAAAUAAAGGAUUAAUGUGUUCAUAACAUGUUAAAAGAUAUUUAAUUAGAUAACAGUGUGGAGGCCUUACUAAUUUUCUUACAUUUAAGAAAAAAAAUGACUUGGUUUCUGUGUAUCAGUGGAAGGGCUGAGGCCCAUCUACUGCAGUUCUAUCUGUCACGCUUCGGCCUGUGUAGUACAUCUGAUGGUACAUUUGGUUAACUGAUCAAUAAAAUCAUUUGAAAAAUUG
Molecule: messenger RNA, 3546 nt
Organism: Maylandia zebra (zebra mbuna)
Lineage: Eukaryota; Metazoa; Chordata; Actinopteri; Cichliformes; Cichlidae
Gene: lnx1
Product: ligand of numb-protein X 1
Biological process (GO): ubiquitin-dependent protein catabolic process
Cellular component (GO): cytoplasm
Molecular function (GO): ubiquitin-protein transferase activity; protein binding
Source: RefSeq, a predicted model, not a curated record